UCAGAUCGGAGCCUCCUUCCCGGAGAUCGGAGCGCUCGCACAGAUCCUCCGUCAUUCAGCCGAGGCACAGCAGAGCGUGGCAGGUCAGCGCUGACAUGUCCCCGUGCCUCGCGCCUCUCUCCCUCCGCCAGCCACAAUGAGAGGAAAGUGACGUGUAAACACCCGGUGACAGGGCUGCCCUCCCAGGACAACUGCAUCUUCGUGGUCAACGACCAGACCCCCUCUACCAUGACCUCUGAGGAAACAAAGGGCCGGGCUACUAGCGUAACGAGUGACACUUCCAACUGCAAUGCUCAGACCUCCACGGGAAACCCUUCCAGCCCCAUCAGCCGGUCCUCCAGAGCUUCUGGAAAAGUCCACAAUUUUGGGAAGAGAUCGAAUUCAAUAAAGAGGAACCCCAAUGCCCCGGUGAUUAUGCGUGGCUGGCUCUACAAGAAGGCGAAUUCCGGGAUGAAAUUGUGGAAGAAGCGCUGGUUCAUCCUGUCAGACUUGUGUCUGUUUUAUUACCGAGAUGAGAAGGAAGAGGGCGUCCUGGGGAGUAUUCUUCUUCCAAGCUUCCAGAUAUCUAUGAUUACCCUGGAGGACCAUAUAAACCGCUCAUACGCCUUCAAGGCGACGCACUCCAACAUGAGGACGUACUACUUCUGCACCGACACCAGCAAAGAGAUGGAGCUGUGGAUGAGGGCCAUGAUCGGUGCGUCACUUGUACACUCGGAGCCCACCAAACGGGAGAACGCAGCAAAAUCAGAGCACGUGGUCACCCAUGAAAUAAACCAUGUGGCCAAUCACAGGUUGCUAAUCCGGCCUGAGGCCAAUAAUAACCAGCGUAAUAAAGAAAUUUCCAGCAAGGGGGAGGAGAAAGGCACUUGGGAGGCGGAGAAAUAUGGCUUCCAGAAAGAUGGACAAGAUCGACCUCUGACCAAAAUAAACAGCGUGAAACUGCAGUCCUGUAUCUCCGACUACGACAUUCUGGCCGCAAACCCAGGGCACUACAAGAGCAUUCAUAUUAAUGGGCCGGACAACAGAGUCCUAGAGAGCCACGGCUAUGUCACUGAGACCGACUCCCGCCUGAACCACAGGCCAUACUUGUCACAUGGGGAGCCCGACAGAAUAAUCCAGAGGACCAACUCCAUGCAACAGCUGGAACAGUGGAUCCGGACCCAGAGAGAUAAGGGCCCCGAGGAUGACUCCAGUGGAAUCUUGUCCUAUCAGACGUUGCCCAGAAAUAUGCCGAGUUAUCGGGCUCAGGUUGUUCCACGCUAUCCGGAAGGCUAUAAGACAUUGCCACGCAAUCUGAAGACGCGCCCAGACAGUGUGUGUAGCACAGCAGGGAUGGGAUAUGACCGAACAAUGGGUCCUAUAAGCGCCACAGGGGAUGACAAGCGGAGGUCCAUCCGUGAUGAUACAAUGUGGCAGCUGUACGAAUGGCAGCAGAGACAGUUUUACAAUAAGCAGACGACUCUGCGGCGGCACUCUUCUUUGACCAGCCCGAAAACCAUGGUCCAUAUCUCCGACCAGACCCUGCACUCUAUUCCCCUAUCCCCAUCUCAUGGCUCCAUUUCUGGUUAUCACACGUAUUCUCCACAUCGGGCCUACAGGUCAGAGGUAUCUUCACCAGUUCAGCGCGGAGACCUGACAAUAGACCGCCGACCCAAACCUCAGACCAGCAAGCUGGGUCUCGUUCCUGACAGAAGGUCAGUGCCAGCGGGAUUGGCUCUUCAACCCGAAACACCGCAGGGUCUUCAAGGCAAAACUCCUGAGGAGCUGACACUCUUACUCAUCAAACUUCGGAGGCAGCAGGCAGAGCUGAGCAGCAUCCGGGAACACACACUGACACAGCUGCUGCACCUAAAACAGACGUGUGGCCCCCAGAACGAGAUUCUCUCACAUCAUCUUCAAAGGAACCUCAUCUACGUGGAUCACCAGAUGAAAGACAAUGACCCGUUAAUCAGCAUGGUUCACACCAUGAUUGAGAACUCUGCGCUUAGACCACAACUGUACCAGCAAAUGACUCAGGAGGAGUGCCGGCCUUCAGCUUACAAACACCCCUCCGAGGAGGCCGACGUGGAUGCCAAGCUGAGCCGACUCUGUGAGCAGGAUAAAGUGGUCCAGGCUCUGGAACAGAAGCUGCAGCAGCUACAUAAGGAGAAGUACACCCUGGAACAAGCUUUGCUGUCCGCCAGCCAGGAGAUAGAGAUGAGCGGCGACAAUCCAUUAUCCAUUCAGAAUGUGGUGAUACAGAGGGACGAGCUGCAGAAUGGGCUUCUCAGUACAUGUCGGGAGGUAUCCCGGGCCACCACGGAGCUGGAGCGAGCUUGGAGGGAUUAUGACAAGUUGGAGCGAGAAGUCACCACUGCCAGAAACCAGCUGAGGGAACGCUUGGAGCGUCUUGGAGAGGUCCAGACGGAGACGGCCGGCAUACAGAGGGCGCAGAUGCAGAAAGAGAUCUGGCGGAUCCAAGACGUGAUGGAGGGACUGAGCAAACACAAGCAGCAGAGAUCAGCAGAUGCUUCUGACUCCAAUUUAUUUUCUUCAGGGAAGAGCACAAGUGAGGAAGAGGAGCUUGUCCCACCACGUCCUCCGCUCCCUCGGUCCUAUGACUUUACCGAUCCAGCUCCCAUUCUUCCCCCUAUACCCAGUGAUAGCAGCUCGUCCUUGCUGUGUUACAGCCGGGGCCCCGUCCACCUCCCUGAUGACAAGACCUCUCAUCAUGCCCAGGUUAAUCAAAGAAACGGAUCCUAUUGUGGCCCGGAUUACAGACUGUACAAGAGUGAACCCGAGCUGACCACGGUGGCUGAAGUGGAUGAGUCAAACGGCGAUGACAAGAUGGACCUCACUCUGGACAUGGAAAAUGCAACCAGCAAAGGUUCUCACUUUCCAGUCGGUGUUGUCCCUCCAAGAACAAAAUCUCCUCAGCUUGAAUCCACUACAAUAGCAUCUUAUGUCACCUUACGGAAGUGCAAGAAACUGGAGAGCAAAUCGGAGAGGCCACGUAGUGCCGUGGAACAUCUCUGUGUUAUGGAAACCCCCCGACCCCGGAUGACGCUGGAGGAACAGCUGGAGAGGAUGCGCAGACACCAAGCGGCCUGUCUGAAAGAAAAGAAAAGGGGGUUCGCCUUUCUGGGGUCCACCGAGCCCUCUCCAUCACAGAGCCCCGCCUUCUCCAGGGAAAACUCUAUAAAACUGACCCAGGUGCGGAAGAAGGAGGACAACAUAGUCAGUGAUGUAAAGGACAAAGAGGAAACUGAGAAAGAGGACAAAACACAAUCACCUGAUCGAGAAAUCAUCAAAUUACAAGAAGUGGGUGGAGCUGAGGAGCCCUCUGUGAUCAGUGAUAUGGAGCCUGCUUGUCCCCCCACUGCUUCCUCUCCAUCUAAUGCCAAAGACAAAGUGACAGAAGAAGCAGACCCGGUACUGGAGCCACAGGAACAAUGUUUACAGGUUGUGACGUCUGUCGUGACGUAUACAGAAAGCGAGGAGAUGCCGAGGGACCAGGAUCACAGCGGGAUUCUCUUUGCCUACGAGUUCUCUGCGGACACACUGAGAAGACAUACAGCCUUAGAAGCUGGGAAUCUGACUUCCCUUCCAGAGCCCCCAACACUACCAGUGACAGCGAAGCAGCCACAGCUGACUGAAGGAUCUCACUUCAUGUGUGUGUAGCUGUGAGAUACGUGUUACAAGCAUUCCAGACGCUGCGAUCGCGGAGUGCGUCGUGCGACUUUUUACUGUACAGUUUUUAACCAAAAUCGGAAUCGCGCUGCCGUGUGACUUUAGAUUCCCGCUUGCUGCUACUUUUUUUUUUUGUUCUUGCACAUGAAGGUUUAAGAGCCAAAAUGUGAGACUUUCCUGCUGGGGUGACGGAGGAGGUUUCCUUUCAUCGUGAACACUUCAUCUGCUCUGCUUCUCUUCAUCGCCACACUUCCUACUUUUUCCAUCUUCUCCACCAGACUUUUAAGAGACUGCAAAAUAUUAUUUUACACUUAAUUUGUAAAAAAAAAUAAAAUAAUAAAAAGAAAAGUAUCUAUAUAUAUUUAUAUUUAAUAUGUGCCAUUUUAUGAUCGUUUGGGGUUCCUUCAUUCACACUGCUGUGUGUGCAGUCACUGCCACCUCAUUGGGACCUGCAAUUCUUCCAGGAGUGAAUCUGUGCAGCAAUAAA
Nanorana parkeri is the source of this 4156-nucleotide messenger RNA. RefSeq names its product pleckstrin homology domain containing A5 (gene PLEKHA5). Lineage: Eukaryota; Metazoa; Chordata; Amphibia; Anura; Dicroglossidae. The record is from RefSeq and is a predicted model, not a curated record. Gene Ontology annotation, molecular function: phosphatidylinositol-4-phosphate binding; phosphatidylinositol-3,5-bisphosphate binding; phosphatidylinositol-5-phosphate binding. The coding region runs from base 229 to 3660 and encodes 1143 amino acids. The transcript is spliced from 29 exons. Gene Ontology annotation, cellular component: cytosol.